AUGCUAUUUGGUGGACCCCAUGAAAGCUCUUCAGACGAAGACUUUUCAGAAACAGACACAACAGCAACAACAUCAUCGUCAGCAUCAUAUGUUACAUCGAAAACAACAACGACUGAUUCUUGGCAUGAUGUCAAAAGUGAUACUGAACAGCAAUCAGAAAUAAUAAAACAAUUGGAACAAAUCAAAGAUACUGAUGUAAACGGACCAACAUUAGAUGAGGAAGAUAAAGCUCUUAUUAGAUCGAUUGAUGAUCGAUAUUUCGGUGGUGAUAGCAUGGAGACCGAAUCUAUUACAAUUAUUGAACAUGAAGCUCCUAGUGUUACUAGUGACGACGAUAAAGAGCAACACACAACAAAUGAAUCAGUGAAUCUUCGUGCUAGCGCUAAUUUCGAAUUGACAACGCCAGUAGCAGGAGCAAUCAUUCAAGAAAAUACUGAUAGUUGUAAUGUUAGAUGUUUAUCAUCCAACACAGAUAAAGAACAAAUUCCAACAAAUUCUAUUUUAAUUAAUGACGAACCCACACACAUUCAAAAUCAGACCGUAACAACAUUAACUGAUACAGUUGCAAAUGGAGCAGAUCAUUUCAAUUACAAACGUUUCGAUACACUAUGUCAUCAAAAUAUUCGAAACGAACCAAUAUUAAAUCAACAGUCAACAUCAUUGAGGAGAGAUGGUACAAUUCCAAACGACAAAUCCUCAUCUCAACCACAAAAUAUUGGAUCUGAGACAUUAUUAAACUCGCAACCAACACCAUGGAUCAAUCCCUAUUGGAACACUAAAACUACACAAAAUCUAACAUCGAUAGGGGAUAAAUUCGAACUCACUACUUCAUCCAUUGAUACUGGAGAAAAUUCACUUCCGCAACACCAUGAAUCUGAAUUAACAGUAUCCAACAAACCAGAUGAAUCAUUUUUUCAUUCAAGUUCAAACAAGAGCGAACUAGAAAAUGUAGUGCACCAUGAAGACGAACACAGGUCAUUACUAAGCAACGAUGCCAAAUCCAAUCAACCACAAACUCUAACCACUGGUGCGCUAGAGGAAUCGUCGAAUAAUAAUUCGAAUUCAAACAACAAAAACAAUGCCUUAGAUAUAACAUUACUCAAUAAUCAGCAGGUAGAAGGUUGUGAUAGACCUGCUGGAAACGAUAACCAAACUUCACUACCAGAAUUCUCAAGACGAACUACUCAUCCGACGUCGACUCUCAAUCCAGUCAAUGAACAAUCCAAGACUGCAGCAUCUUCAUUAGCUCGCGAUUCAACCUUGCAAGAUCAAUCACUGAAAGAGAAAGAAGCAGACUCUCUGACAUCUAUACAAACAACAAUAAGAUUCACUGACAAUCCAUCGGUAAACCCAGUAAAAACCCCGAAUAGCAUAUGCUCGAAGCAGGAGGAUAAAAUAUUUGAAAAUCCGUACUGGAAAGAUAGAAGACUUGAUCCAAUCGAUUAUUCAACACCAGAAUUUGCACCAAAGCUUAUCACUCUUUCAGAAGAUAAGAUAUCGUCAGCUGCAACACAAAUCGAAACCGACAAUAAACCAUUCGAAAAUCCAUAUUGGAAAGACAAAACGCUUACUGUGGUUCCAACUACAACACUAGAAGUCCAAAAAAACGAUAAUCCACAUAUUACAGAUACGACAUCAUUAGUUGAACCAUCAACCAAGCAAAAAGUCAUUGCAUUCGAAAAUCCAUCCUGGGAGGACGAAAAUCUUCACAGUAAUAUAUCAAACACACAAGAAACUCCAUCAACAAAUGUAAUAUCUGUCGAAGAGAAGAACACGGCAACUGAAACAUCUACUAAAAAAGAAAGAACAUCAUUCGACAAUCCAAAAUGGAACGACACAAAAACCGAUUCGAUCCUACCGACAAACCCAGAAGUUAAAUCAGAAGUAAAUCUACCUACCACCGUUAUCAGUACUGAAUUCGAUCCAACACCUAAAGCGCAUGACAAGCCAUUCGAAAACCCAUACUGGAACGAUAAUACACCUACUCAGCUACCCGCUGCAACACAAGAAGCUCCACCGAAAGAUAAUUUAUCAAGUAGAAAUACUACACCUGUAACCGAUGCAUCCACGAAGCUGCAAGAAAAGCCAUUCGAAAACCCAUACUGGAAAGACAACAAAUCUGUUGUGCUAUCCUCUGUUACACAAGAAGUUCCACCCAAAGAUAAUUUAUCAGGUAGAAAUGCUACACCUGUAACCGAUGCAUCCGUGAAGCUGCAAGAAAAACCGUUCGAAAACCCAUACUGGAAAGACAACAAAACUGUUGUGGUACCAUCUGUUACACCUGAACUACAACAAACAGCAAAUUUCCCAGGUAGAAAUACUACACCUGUAACCGAUGCAUCCACGAAGCUGCAAGAAAAAUCAUUCGAAAACCCAUACUGGAAAGACAACAAAUCUGUUGUGGUACCCUCUGUUACACAAAAAGUUCCACCCAAAGCUAAUUUCCUAGGUAGAAAUACUACACCUGUAACCGAUGCAUCCCCGAAUCUGCAAGAAAAACCAUUCGAAAACCCAUACUGGAAAGACAACAAAACUGUUGUGGUACCAUCUGUUACACCUGAACUACAACAAACAGCAAAUUUCCCAGGUAGAAAUACUACAUCUGUAACCGAUGCAUCCACGAAGCUGCAAGAAAAAUCAUUCGAAAACCCAUACUGGAAAGACAACAAAUCUGUUGUGGUAUCCUCUGUUACACAAGAAGUUCCACCCAAAGAUAAUUUACCAGGUAGAAAUACUACACCUAUUGCUGAUAUAUCUGGGAAGGUACAAGAAAAAUCGUUCAAAAACCCCUACUGGAAAGAGGACAAAUCUGUUGUGGUACCAUCGGUUACACCUGAAGCUCAGCCAAAGGCUAAUCUAUUGGCUAAAAACACGUCGGCUGUAACCGAUACAUCAGCGAAGACGUUAAACAAACUGUUCGAAAACCCAUACUGGAAGGACAACAAACCUGUUGUGGUACCCUCUGGGACACAAGAAGUUCCACCGCCAGCUAAUUUCCUAGUUACAAAUAUUACACCUGUAACCGAUGCAUCUGUGAAAGUGCUAAACAAACAAUUCGAGAAUCCAUACUGGAAAGACAACAAAUCUGUUGUGGCACCAUCUGUUACACAAAAAGUUCAACCAAAAGCUAAUCUACUAGCUGGAAAUGCUACUGGUGUAACCGAUACAUCGGGGAAGGUGUUAGACAAACCAUUUGAGAGUCCAUAUUGGAAAGAGAAUAAAGCGGAUCUGAUUAAGACUGGUAUGACACAUAAUAGGCGAACUGAAAUUAUUGCCCGUGAAGAAAAGAAACCUUUGCAUAUUACUUGUUGGGCAUUAGAAGAUGAAGUGUUCGAAAUCGUUUGUCCAGAAUCUGAGAUAGAUAUAUCUUUGCUAUCACAAGUUGAAGCAUUUGACAAGCCAUAUUGGAAAAAUACGAAACCUGUUAUUGUCACACUUUCUAAAAGUCAAGAGAGUGCAGCUGAAAAUAGGCGUCGUGAAAAUGACGAACCUACGACGGUGUCAGAUGUGAGAUCAGAAGAGAAGGCACUCAAAAACUCAUUAUGGAAUGAGAAGGAAACUCGAGACUCCCUGGCAUCGAAGUCGGUAGGUAGAUUAUUUGAAAAUAACAAUUGGGAUCAGUGUGCACCUCAAGUAAGAGUAACAGCAUUGUCUAAGCCGCAAACAAUACCGAAAGAAUAUUCAUCUGUACAAGAUAAUAAGUCGCAACAAAUGGAUUCAUCUAAACAAGAUGCUGAAUCAUGGCAGAACCCUUAUUGGCCAUCGGAACCUUCGAAAAUUCGUAGCGGGGAAAACAGUACGUCACAAGUUGUGACAAUAGGGAAAGUACAAGAUACCAAAGACGCUAAACAGACAGACAGAGCGGCUGAAGAUCCGUAUUCGAAAGCUACAAGUAAACGUAAGCAAAAUAGCAAAACUAUCGAGCUGCUGAGUGCGUGGGUAUUUGACAAUACAUCACCUGCUGAUCAUACAGUUCCACCAAUUCCACCAUUUUAUAAACGAGUGUUUCCCCCGGAAACACCACCAGCUUCAGUACGAUCUGUAGUGACAAUUACGGAUAAGAAAUUACAGACUUCUAAACCAUCGACUCAAUACUCAUCAUCAAAUGUAUUUUAUGAUAGUGGCAGUGAUAUGUCAACUUUCACAUUCGAUCAAGAAAAAAUAGCACAUCAUCAUACAUUGUUACCAUCUACCAAUGUUAGCAAAAAUACCAUAGAUUCCUUCGUUCCUUCUUCGUUAACUAAUAAAAACCCAGUACUAGUGAACGGUAAAAAUGAUGCUACUGUUGCACACCAAAUGAAUACGAUGUCAUCCGAUUUAUUGAGAAAUAAAACUGCCCUACUACUUCCAGUAGACAAUACAGUGCCUUCUACAGCUGCAACAACGUCAAGUAACAUAGAAUGGUUCAAAUUUCCACCAGAUUCUCGCAUGGGCCAUGAAUCUUCAAUAAAUGACCUUACUCCUGAAGAAAUACUUGAAGUUCAAAAUGUUCUUCGCUUGCUAGAGACGAAUCCGAACGCUAUACCUACCAUACAAAAACCUUAUAAAGUCCAAAAUUUUCAUGCAAAUAAUGUAGAAGCACCUGAUUUGCAAUUCAGUAAUUUAUCUACUAAUAACAAUGUCAAUCAAUUGACACAAAAAUUACUACCACCAUCAUCAACCCAUAUACAAAAUUAUCGAUGA
Rotaria socialis is the source of this 4683-nucleotide messenger RNA. The record is from the annotation of a GenBank genome assembly. Lineage: Eukaryota; Metazoa; Rotifera; Eurotatoria; Philodinida; Philodinidae.